ACCAAAAAUUUGAUAUUGUCUUUGACACAACGGGUUCUCCAGAAGGUUUCUUACACGCGAUAAAGUUAUGUAAAAACAUUCUUCAUUUGAAAUCAACUCAUGGACGAGAAGUUUGUGGACUGAGACGAAUGUCAGAUUUUGUGGUUGAAGAAUUCUCACUGCUAAGAUUUGAACAAAAGAAUUUGGAGUUCAGUUGGCCUGGAGAAAUUGUAGACAAGAGAGAGAAUUCUAAUAUUUUUGUUAGUCCAUCUGUUGAUGAAAGCGUUGUUGAAUUGAUUAAAGAUACUGGAAGGAACGUUAUCGUUCUGGAAGUAGCACGCGCCGUAGAUUAUGUUAAGCAAUGGAUCGAACAGUCAAGAAAAGGAAAAGUUGAAGAUGAAAACUUGACGAAGUCACCGGUACCAAGGUUCGAUUUAGCUGUUGUGAGUAAAAUUGAGGAAAUUGAUUCUAUUAUAAGACCCGUUAAUAACGAGGAAUUUUCGAUCCUGCGUCCCCGCGGAGCCAUUCUGUACGCACCACCUUUGUCAAUAAAGGAAGAUAAAACAUCAAACGAAAUGAAUCUACUUAAGAAAGUACUUCAAGAAGAUAAUAUUCAGAUUUGGUCCACUAGAUGUGGUAACCUUUCAAAUUCUCUAGAAAUGUUAUCUUCAAACGAAGACGUUACCAAAAUUUUGGGUGAAAAUAUGAUUUCAAAAGAGGUAAAAUUACAAGAUAUCAAUGAUGGAUUUAGCCUUGCAGCUAGUGAAAAUGUUAUUAAAGUUACCGUAGAUGUCGAGUAUUAA
Messenger RNA from Racocetra fulgida, 782 nucleotides. NCBI's taxonomy places the organism in Eukaryota, Fungi, Glomeromycota, Glomeromycetes, Diversisporales, Gigasporaceae. The record is from the annotation of a GenBank genome assembly.